AUGGGCUCUGUCGGGAGCCAGCGCCUCAAGGAGCCCGGCAUGGCGGGCACGCCGGACGGAGGCAUGAUGGUGAGCUUCAGCUUCGACAGCUACCAGCUGGAGGAGGUGGCGACCGAGGCAGCCCAGGGCCCUGGCGUCGGGGCCAGGGGCGUCGCGGCAUUCGUGGACUCCGUUGAGCUUGGGACAGCCAGCCCUUUCCCUGGGCCAGCUGACUGCGAGGUCAGACUUGCAGAGCAGGCAGCCUGCAGGCCUGGUCUGAAGGCUCGGGGUCCACACCCCGACUCCCGCCUCAGCGCAUGGGAGCCCUCGAGCAAGUCUCUUUGCUCUCUGGAAAAGGAAGAUGCUGGCGUCUCAUCUGCGACGUGUGGCUGCAGCUCUUCUCCCGGGACCAGGCCUACGCCAUCAACCUGGCGGCAGUGGGCACUGUGGCCUUCGGCUGCACAG
Messenger RNA from Carlito syrichta (Philippine tarsier), 444 nucleotides. RefSeq lists its product as uncharacterized. The annotation marks the transcript as partial. NCBI's taxonomy places the organism in Eukaryota, Metazoa, Chordata, Mammalia, Primates, Tarsiidae. The transcript has 3 exons. The record is from RefSeq and is a predicted model, not a curated record.